AUGGACGCCACGCCCGUAUCCGCUUCCUCGACGUCGAGCUCUGCGAGCUCGUACAGCCAGUUCCCUAUGACCACCGCCGCACGCCCGCCGCCACCGCAGGACGUCGCCAAUAGCACUUGGCCGAUGAACGAAGCCUCGCCUUCCUUCGAUGCCACAAACUCUAGAGAAGACGCUGCCCACGGGACCGAUGCAGUGCAAUAUGCUUCCUCUGAUGUGGCAAUCGACUCCGCGCAGAACCCCGAUCUCUCGUCUCCACGCCUGCGUCCGGUUGCGUAUCGCAAUGAGGCCUAUUUAGACGACGGGGGAAACCUCUGCUCUCGCUGUUGCAGAGUGGCAACGCAUCCUCCUGGUCAGCCCUGCGCCCUGAACCCGAAGUCGCUUCGACGUCACGAGACGUUCAUCGUCGCCGAGCCAGAGCCGUAG
Messenger RNA from Schizophyllum commune H4-8, 423 nucleotides. RefSeq lists its product as uncharacterized. The coding region runs from base 1 to 423 and encodes 140 amino acids. The record is from RefSeq and is a predicted model, not a curated record. NCBI's taxonomy places the organism in Eukaryota, Fungi, Basidiomycota, Agaricomycetes, Agaricales, Schizophyllaceae. The transcript has a single exon.